Messenger RNA from Prunus armeniaca (apricot), 513 nucleotides. NCBI's taxonomy places the organism in Eukaryota, Viridiplantae, Streptophyta, Magnoliopsida, Rosales, Rosaceae. The record is from the annotation of a GenBank genome assembly.
AUGUCUACUCUUGAGGAAUGUGAUUCUCAUACUGCUUCGCUGGCGUUUCGUGAGGGGGUCAUACAAGGAACAAAAAUGCACAGGUCUUUAGUGAAAAUCCCACCAGUGGAUAUGAGGGAAGUGAUGGCCCGGGCGGAUGGAAUCAUCAGACUAGAAGAAGAAGAGCUUACCCAAUCAAAAUGCGCCACUUCCAUCAUUGGGAUCCCAAAGCCUCCAUCGGAGCAAAAGGUGGAGACGAAGCGAUAUUCCUUGAGACAAGAACCUAGCAACGGACCUAAGCAAAGCCGACCCUUCACCAGGCUCACGGUGAGUUUAGCCAAACUUUUUCACAAAAACAAGGGCCAAGGUAUAUUUCGAACACCACCUGCGAUCAGCGAAUCCCCAGAAAAGCAAGACAGGAACAAGAUAUGGCCCAUCAUAACGACUUUGGACACGCUACUGAUGAGUGCCGAGUCUCAGGUAUCAGGUGGAGGCAAUGCUGAGAAAGUGAAUGUUAUCCUAGUACCGUGCUAA